Molecule: messenger RNA, 3853 nt
Organism: Cygnus atratus (black swan)
Lineage: Eukaryota; Metazoa; Chordata; Aves; Anseriformes; Anatidae
Gene: PLPP4
Product: phospholipid phosphatase 4
Exons: 7
Coding region: 165-980 (271 amino acids)
Biological process (GO): phospholipid metabolic process
Molecular function (GO): phosphatidate phosphatase activity
Source: RefSeq, a predicted model, not a curated record
GCUGCCCUCCGUGAGGCGGCCGGGGAGGAUGGCGAGAGUCGGGCAGCGCCUGGCGGGGCUCCCUCGGGCCGCGGGGGCGAGCUGAAGCCCCCCGGUGCCCACCCGCCCCGAGCGGGGAAUGAGAGGCGGCGGUGCGGGGCUGCCGGAGCCCGCCGGGACCCACCAUGAGGGAGCUGGCGAUCGAGAUCGGCAUACGGAUCCUGCUCUUCGGGGUCUUCGUUUUUACAGAAUUUUUGGAUCCAUUCCAGCGGGUUAUCCAGCCAGAAGAGAUCUGGCUGUAUAAAAAUCCUUUGGUGCAAUCAGACAACAUACCUACUCGUCUUAUGUUUGCAAUUUCAUUCCUUACACCACUAGCAGUCAUUUUUGUGGUGAAAAUAAUUCGGCGGACAGACAAGACUGAAAUUAAAGAGGCUUUCUUAGCUGUUUCUUUGGCUCUAGCUCUGAAUGGAGUCUGCACAAAUACUAUUAAAUUAAUAGUGGGAAGACCGCGUCCCGAUUUCUUUUACCGCUGCUUUCCAGAUGGAGUAAUGAACUCUGAAAUGCACUGCACAGGUGAUCCAGAUCUGGUGUCUGAAGGCAGGAAAAGCUUUCCAAGUAUCCACUCUUCCUUUGCAUUUUCAGGCCUUGGCUUUACCACCUUCUACCUAGCUGGAAAGUUGCAUUGCUUCACGGAAAAUGGCCGGGGGAAGAGCUGGCGGCUUUGUGCAGCUAUUCUGCCUCUCUACUGUGCCAUGAUGAUUGCUCUGUCACGUAUGUGUGAUUACAAACACCAUUGGCAAGAUGCUUUCGUUGGAGGGAUCAUUGGCCUCAUUUUUGCUUAUAUUUGCUACAGACAACACUACCCUCCUUUGGGUAAUACAGCUUGUCAUAAAUCUUAUGUCAGCCUGCUAGACCAGAACUCUAUGAAGAAAGAAGAGAGACCUACAGCAGACAAUGCUACUGGCCUGCCUCUAGAGGGAAUAACCGAAGGUCCAGUAUGACUUUGAGAAAUGCAGAAUGAACUUUUAGCCUUCUCACAUUUUCUCCAAGCUGGUCUCUUAACACGGUGUUUCUUACUAUACACAUGAUCUGUGCUUUUUCUUUUAUUUCUUUCCUUUUUAUAAAGAAAAAUGUAACUUUUUUUUUUAAUGCCAUAGUAUCAUUAUACACUUAAAUUUAAAUUUUCAGUUCGUAUUGACUGCUGAAUUGUCUGUUUUCAGUCUACUGCAAACAGGUAGAUUAUUUGGGGGAAGGGAAAAGAACGUUAAAAACAAAUCCAUGUGGAGACUGGUCAGGAGAAUAAUUUUAAGAUGUGGUUGAGGAUAUAGUAGAUCUGGAAACAGAUUUUUUAAAGUACUGAGUAUCUCUUAGAAAGUUGUGGUCGUCUUCAGCACUCAUUGACUUUGGGUGGUGAGUACACACAGCACUUUUCAUCAGAUGUUCAGCGUCUGUUGUAGCCAGACAUUUAUUUGUGUAAUUUAAUAAGUUAGGGCAUCGUCCUUCUGUUUAUCUUGUUGCCUUCUAACAUAAUAAACUCCACAUGCUGGAAGAACUUUGUAUUAAGUUUUGGCAAGGUCAUUCUGAGCUACUAAUGAUCAAGAAGCCAAAAGGUGCAAGUGAUUACAAGAGCCAAGCAUUGUCACAUUAGUAGUUCUUCAGAAUAAUGCUGACAUUCAAGAAAUUCCACACUCUUAAAAUUAUCAGCUUGUGAUAACAUGGAUGUUUGUAGGAUGGAUCAGAAACAUUAGACAUUUUUUGAGAGCUUUUGCAGUAAAUACCAUCAAAACAAAAUGAAAGUAAAGAACACAAUCAACAAGCUGAAGUAUUUAAAACAAAUCAUUAAAAAUCCUAAAAGUUUGAGGAUAAAGAAACUUUUUUUUUUUGUGAAUCUCAGUGUACCAUGCUCAUUCUUGUGUGGUGAUUCACUGUAGCAUUGGUGAUCUGAAGAAAUGCAAAGAUUUUCAUUUGUGGCUUUGGUGCACAACCAUGAAUGCUUGUGGGGGUUUCCAGCUCUGUAGUAUAUCCAGAGGAAUGCUGGAAAUGAUGUUCCACUCAAACCAUUCCACAUUCUCAGCUCCUCAUGUUCUUUCUUGUGCAUGGUGUUUGAAAAGGUUGGCUUGGUACCUGAAUUGAAACUCACCUCAAUCAAAACGGUGUUGGUACAGAGAUUACUAAGUGUAUGACCAAACAACUUUAGUUAAUUUAUUAUUGUUAGGAUCCAGUUCUGUUACAUAUGCACUAUGCAGUAUACAUCACAUUCCUGUGAAAUGAUGUAACUUUGGAUGGCAGAAUGUCAGAUUCCAGAAUCUCUUUUCUUAGGUAUCCUGUGAAAAUACAGGUAGAUGUUCUAGACUGCGUCUUGGCAGUUGAACAUUUCUUAGCAGGGGCUGCUGGUUAAAGCAAGAUAGUGUUGACCAACAACUAUUUUUAUGGUGCUGUAGACUGGAUAAGACUGCUGCCAUAAUUAUAAUUUAUGUGUUCCUGUUGGAAUAUGUAUUGGCCUUGUAGGCAUUUUGUGAUUCAAACAGCUCAAUGUCUUUAUGUGACGCUUGUCAUUUACUUUUGUCGAAGGUAAGCUUUGUAGAUUUUUUUGAGAAGAGCUUUUUCCUGAUUGGCAACACUUGAAUUUUUAUAGAAAACACAUAAAUUAGAGUCCCUUUUAAAAAACUGUAAUAAUUGUGUACAAGAGAAUGCAACCAUACUAUGUAUAGACAUAUGAUAUUUGAAAAUAGCUGUAAAUAGGAAAUGACGUUAAGGAACAGAUUGUAAUAGGCAUGAACCCAGUAGGGUUCAGUAGAAAUUAGGCUUGAUCUACUUGUAAAACUGAUGCCAGUUUGACUGUGUCAGUUACAGGCAGGAUUUUUUACUGACAGCUACAGUACUCUGAGCUCUAGAAUAGAGACAGCCAAACAUAACUCUCUUGCUGGUGUACAUGUGCUAGGUCAGGAUCCUAGCAUAUGUGAAAGAAAAUUGUGCUGGCAUAGCAUUUGCAUUGGAUUUGAAAGAACACUUCUCUAGUGUAAUUGAGGUCUUAUUAUAGAAUACAGUUUAGUGGAGGUUUAUCUUUCUAUGAAGUUUUUAAACCAUCCUAUGGAAUUCUGCAACAGAGAUACCAUUUUCUAUUACUUCAUAUGGGAGGGUUUAAAGAAAGCCCUAGAGUAAGGGUGUUGUCUUUACAUUGUAUAGGGCUUUGCCAUUAGCUUUUUCUUUCAGCAGGAACCCUAGUCUUCCAGGUUAUAUGCAAAUGUUUUAAAAAAAAAAAAAUCAAAAUUAGAAGUUUAAUACCAAUGCAUAGUGUACUUUGCAUGUUUUUAUAUAGAUCUGGCUUAUUCUCAAAAGUGAGUGGGGCCUCCUAACUGUGCUGUUCACAUUCCCAGUAUUUUAAUGGCUUUUGAUACAAAUAAGUGAUUUACUUUGGGAUGGGGAAUGGUUAUACAGCCCUUAAAUGAACAGGGGCUGUUAAAAGAUUGGAAUAUGAAAUGUAAUGCCACAUAAAUACUUACGUUACAAGAGUAAUUGGAGAACUUUGCAAAGCGGUAAAGAAUAACAUUUUUAAUGGGAAUAAUUAAAUUAAAAGUCAUAAAACAGGCAAUGUAAAAGCUUUGAUUAAAAUGUAAUUAAAAAUAUCAAAGACAUAAUUAAGUAAAACUUAUGGAGGGAUCUGUAGAUGCUGUAAUUACCAGUGCAAAGUCAGUGUAGGGAAGGCAUUUUUGUGGAUCAAUGUAUUUUAAUCUCAUGCUUUCUCAAUGUGAAGGAAAUGUAAUGUUGUAAUGCACCAAUAAAACAACACAUGAAUGUGGGUUUGUACAUCUGUGCGUUAUCAUUUUUUAUCGUUAGUUUAAUUAAUAAACCACAGAAGGUAUUGCAAAAACCA